Molecule: messenger RNA, 2294 nt
Organism: Capra hircus (goat)
Lineage: Eukaryota; Metazoa; Chordata; Mammalia; Artiodactyla; Bovidae
Gene: MSLN
Product: mesothelin
Exons: 10
Coding region: 980-2191 (403 amino acids)
Biological process (GO): cell-matrix adhesion
Cellular component (GO): cell surface
Source: RefSeq, a predicted model, not a curated record
CUCCCUACAGGCUGGGCUCAUUGCCCUGCUGAAAGGGGUGCUGAAGCACAGAGCGUGCCCCCAUUUCUGGGCUGGGGUGGGCCCGACACAGGCCUGGGAGGAGGUUUGGGGGAGGGGGGUGUUCCAUUCCACCUGGCCCUGGUGGCCCCCCUCCAGGCCUCCCUGGGAGAUGCGUGUGGACAGCGGUUUGGUCUCCUUCUGACCCCCACCUAUUCUGGGACAAUAUUCUCCAGAGAGCCACUCCCCACCCACCUCCUGCCCACACUGGCCCACAGCCCCCAGCCCCACUCCAGAGAGCACAGGAGGGCCCCCCAGAAUGCCCGCCGGCCCUACCCGCGGGGCUGACUGGCGGGAAGGGCUGUCACCUUCGGCUGUGUUUCGGCUGUACCACAUGGCACGUGUGACCCCAGUUCCCCGACCAGAGGCUGAAGUUGGGCCACAGCAGUGAAAGCCCGGGGUCCUGACCCCUAGGCCCCAGGGAACUCCCUUUGGCCCUGCCCAGGCCUCUGCUUUGCGGGGGAGCUCAGAAGGGAACCGAGUGGGCCCUGCCAGCCUGGUGCCCCAGCAGAACCUGGGUUUGCACAAAGCCCAGGGGAGAUGACCAUGCUGCGGGGUAGGGUCGGGGUCCGCUCAGCUCCCCAGUGUUAAGUGGGAAACCGAGGUCAGCCAGAGCCAGCAGCGGCCCUGCCUCCUCAUAGGAGACUUCUGCCCACCCCCGCCCUGCCCUGCGGGGCGAGAGACCUGCGCCAGCUGGGGCCCUCACGGCUGGGGGCCGGGCUGACUCACCCUGACCCUGCAGGAGGGGCCGGCUUCCCAGAUGGGCGGGGCCGGGGCCGGCUGGUGCUGGGGGCCGCCGCACAGACGCCCUGGAGGCUUGUGCAGGUCUGGGCCCUCCAGCCCCGGUGCCCCUUCAGCACUGGCCUGGGGCGGUGCCGCGGUGGGGUGACACAGUGGUGCGGACACCAGAGCGCCGCAGACCAUGGCCUUGCAGACCGCUCCGCCCCGCCUGGGAUCCCAGAGGACUCGCGCCCGCGGCAGCCUCCUGCUCCUGCUUCUCUGCCUUGGUUGGGUUCUACCUUCCAGGGCCCAGGCUGCAGACGUGCGACUGGCUCUCCUGACCUCAAGGUUGCAGCGCACAUCCCGGGACCUGUCCUGGCAGCAGCCUGAGCUGACCGUCCUCCUCCCGAGGGCCCGGCGGGGCGCAGAGAAGAAGGCCUGCCCUCCGGGGCGGGAGGCCCAAGUGGUGGAUGAGAACCUCUUCUUCUAUGAGGAGUGGGAGCUGGAGGCCUGUAUGGAUGGGGCCCUGCUGGCCACACAGAUGAGACAAGUGAACCGGAUUCCCUUCACCUACCAGCAGCUGCACAUUUUCAAGCGCAAACUGGAUGAGUUCUACCCACAGGGGUACCCCCAGUCCCUGAUCGAGCGCCUGAGUUACUUCUUCCUUCACGUCACCCCUGAGGACAUCCACAAGUGGAAUGUGACUUCCCUGGACACCGUGAAAUCUCUGCUCAAAGUCAGCCAGGGGCGCGGGGUGGAUGUUCAGGUGGCUGCCCUGAUUGCCCGCUAUGUAGGGGGAGGAGGUGAGCUGGACAAGGCUGCCCUGGACACCCUGGCCACCUUCCGCCCUGCCUACCUGUGCGUGCUCCGCCCCGAGCAGCUGGGCUCCGUGCAGCUCAGCGUGCUUUGGAUGACCACACCCCAGGACCUGGGCGCGUGCAGCUCACUGCAGAUGGCUGUCCUCUACCACAAGGCCCACACGGCCUUCCAGAACGUCAGUGGGUCUGAAUACUUCACAAGGAUCGAGCCCUUCCUCGGUGGGGCCUCCACGGAAGACCUGCGGGCUUUUACUUGGCAGAACAUCAGUAUAGACGCGGCUGCAUUCAAGAAACUGCCAACAGAGGCAGUGCUGUCGCUAACCGUGGCCGAGGUGCAGAAACUUCUGGGCCCAAACCUGGUGGGCCUGAAGGCUGAGGCAGGGAACGUGCCCCUGCGGGACUGGAUCUCCCGGCAGUCGCAGGAGGACCUGGACAGGCUGGGGCUGGGGCUCGUCGGCGGCGUCCCCAACGGCUACCUGGUCUUGGACCUCCACAGCCGAGAGGCCUCCUCCGGAAGCCCCCACUGCCUCGGACGAGGGCCUGGACCUGUGCUCACUGUGACCGCAAGUCUGCUUCUGGUAUCAGUCCUGAGCUGAGCCGGAUACUGUGCCCUGGCGACCGGCGCUGCGUGGAGACCCCGCCGGGCUUGGACCCCCAGGGCUCUGAAGCUCAAUAAAAGAACCCCAUCCUCCUCUUGUA